Molecule: messenger RNA, 639 nt
Organism: Ahaetulla prasina
Lineage: Eukaryota; Metazoa; Chordata; Lepidosauria; Squamata; Colubridae
Gene: SPX
Product: spexin hormone
Exons: 7
Coding region: 1-483 (160 amino acids)
Biological process (GO): positive regulation of gastro-intestinal system smooth muscle contraction
Cellular component (GO): cytoplasm
Molecular function (GO): neuropeptide hormone activity
Source: RefSeq, a predicted model, not a curated record
AUGUCGCCCAGCGUGAAGAUAUACCAAGUUGGGCGACUGCACAGGUGGACAAAUGGCCCUUUGGCCCUCUACCUUUUGGCAUCGUUCAUCACUUUUUCCUGGGGUGUUCCUCAGCUUCCAAGUCCGCCACCAAGCCUUGACAAUAUUCAGGUGUAUGUUCUGUUCCUGUGUCAGACCACUUCUAAAAUUUGUUCGGUAAGCAGCAAACGUCAGGCUCACUUCCAGAGAAGAAACUGGACUCCUCAGGCCAUGCUGUAUUUGAAGGGUGCCCAAGGCCGUCGGUUUGUCUCAGAGGAGAGCCAGCAAAAGGCUUUGUAUGACCGGCUGAUGCAAGAUCCCAGCAGUCAAAAUGUGAAUCCUUUAACCCUUUCUGAAGACGUACUGUUGCUUCUUUCCUCCCUGCCGAAGAUGCAAAAUGAAGAAAAUGAAGAAAAAGCUCCAGAGAGAACCGGAUAUUUUGCUGAUGGUCUAUUAAAUUGGUGAACGAUUUUCAACCUUAAAUGAGAAUGUGGGGUGAAUUUAAAAGGAAAAUGUAUUCUGUACAAGACCAUUUUUUUUCCAUUCAUCAUCUCAACUUCCUUCUCUAAAAUACCUGAGUUGGUCGCUGAUCAAUAUCUUCUCGAUGUCAAUCAUUGUCAA